GUACCAAGUGCUCCACCAACAGACUUAAGUGUGGUUGAAACAAGGUUGACAUCAAUCACUUUCAAGUGGAAACCUAUUCCGGAGAACCUUACAAAUGGUUAUCUGUUAGGAUACAAGACAAGAUACAGAAAGUUUUUCGGUGGUGAAUAUGCUUACCUGAUAAUAAAUUGGGAUUCACAGUCCAUUCCACAAGCCAAAAUAACUACCCUUGAGAACAGCACCAUAUAUGAGAUAAGCAUUGCUGGCUAUACAGCAGCAGGCACUGGACCAUACUCAGAGAGACUCACAGUGAAAACAAAACAAUGUAAGUUUAAAAAGUUGUGUGUAAUAUACAUUAAAAUAAUAAGGACAAUUAUUAAAGAGCCACUUUCAUUUACUGCUUGGUAGAGCAGGAUAGUAUAUAUAAAAAAAUAAAUUUCUUUGCCAAAUUUAGUUGUUUUCCUCAAAUAAUAUUAUAUAUCACAGCCCAAAUGUGAGUCUGCCAAAUGUUGCACCAAGUCUUCAUGCAGAAUUGAACUAUUACAGAUCAAGAUAGUUUAUUCUGAUAUAAAACUAUUUAAUUACAAAAAAAUUAGGCUAUUAUGAACCUUUUACUUCAGAUCAUUAAAUUUAUCUUAGGAAAAUAAGAGAUAAAAAGGCAUAUUUAUUAAAACCUAUAGUUUUGUUUUAUCAAGAGCUAUAAGACCUUUGCUUUGAAGUGUUGGCUAUUUUAGCGCUGUAGAUGUUGCUUUUCAGAUGAACCUUGUGCUUCUGAUCCAUGUAAAAAUGGGGGAACAUGUCUUGAUCAACCUGGUGGUAUAUUUUAUUGUUUAUGUGCUGUGAAUUUCACUGGAGAAUAUUGCUCCUUCCUUGUGAGUGGUAAGUAUGAAAUAAAAAAUUCCCUAAUAAAUGUUAACUUACAUGCAGUGACAGAUAGCUGUUGCAUUACAUAUGCCAAGCAUAUGAGAAAAAUAUAUUUAAAGAAAUGAAUAAUUUUUUAACUCAAUUGGAGUGAUUUAAUUUGCAUUUUAAUAUAUAUAUGUUGGACAAACAGGUGGCAUAAAGGUUUAAAAAAAAAAUAUAUAUAUAUAUAUAUAUACCUCAAUAUAUACCUAUACUAUAUACCGUCCUAUAUACCUUCUCAAGGGUAGUAUAUACAUAUAUAUAUAGAUAGAUAUAGCUCUUUGGCAUACAAAGCUUUGCUUUCAUGUCCAAAUUGAGCACUCUACUAGGAUGAGUCAUUGCUGCUAGCAUUAUGCAUGCUCACUAGUUUUUCUAGUUUGAGCACUCUGGCAUGGCUUAGAUGAUCCCACAUGUGUGAGAUCACUUGGGGUGGCUAUAGAGCCUUACCUCCAUCUUACCAUUAGUACUGUAGUACUGCACUGGUGAGGCUCAGGAGGCUGAAACAGUACUGUCUGCAGUUAUUUAUAUAUAUAUAUAUAUAUAUAUAUAUAUAUAUAUAUAUAUAUAUAUAUAUAUAUAUAUAUGGAGGAGUUAUUGGAAAUGUAUGUGAAACAUUACAAGUUACUUAAUUACUAGUAUAAAAUAAGAGUUAAGUAGGUUAAACUAAAUUUAAUUGAUUUUAUCAAUUUUAUCAUAUUCUUUACAGAGAAUUGAAUAGAACAAAUUAAGCAUGUUUAUGGCAAAUAUGAUUUGUUGCAUAAACAUUCAAUAACUUUGAAACUUACAUGCAGAAUCCAAGGUCUUUGCUAAUAACCAGUUGACAUCCAUUUAAAACCCAUUCUGUAGUUUUAACAUUAAGAAUUCAUGAUAUUCAAGGAUUGCUUGGGCACAACUAUCCGCAGAUCAUAAAGGUAUGGAAAACGUUACUAUAGAUCUACAGUAUUGUAUAUCAUUUGCUCAUCAGACAUUCCAUGUCAUAGCCCUGGCGUGAGUUUGCCAAAUGUAUCACCAAAUGCUCCUCCAGACUUGAGGAUUCAUAGAUCAAGACAGUUUAUGAUCCAUUUUGAAGUCGAACUGAAUUGUGAGCUGUCCCGCACAACGUCGUUCCUCUGGCGUGUUUAUCAACUUGGUGAAGACGAUACACCAUUCUUUUCAGGAAAUAGCUCCUCAGAAUUGCAGAUCACUCCACGCUUGUUACCACUUGGUGUUUUUUCGGUACAACUGACGGUCAGCAUGAUAGGAACAGCAGUGUUUGGGGUCAGUCGAGGUUAUUUCCAGGUGGUGAGUAGCCCUUUAGUGGCAUUAAUUGCUGGUGGAAGCAAGGUGGCCAGAGGACUGGAAAGGACAUUGAUUUUUGAUGCAUCCCUGUCAUAUGAUCCUGAUGAAGAGAAUCUGCAAUUUUCAGGUUAGCAAGCAGAUAUUACUCAUUUCCCGCAUCCAAAAAAGUUUUAGGUGAAGGAAAGAUCCUCACAGGUGAGCUUUGAAUUAAGCAAUCGCACGUAAGAAGCAAAUGCCUAAACUGCAGCUUACUUGCGAAGAUCAUGUAUUCCCUUGUAUUUUAUCCGCAGGUCAAAAUUUGGGUCUAUUACAAUUAUAUGAUAGCGUCAUGAUUAUAAAUAGAAUAAGAGAGACAGAGAGACGGUAAGUCUUGAGCUCAGUAAAGAAAUUGCCAGAAUUGUCAAAAUCCAAAAGGCCUCCUUCCUGCAGUAUUAACAUUUUCGCGGACUUAAUUUUCUACGUCCGGGAUCUUAAUUGUCAUACAACAUGUGUUGCACUUCACAGAUGAAGAGAAUUUUUGUCACAUUUCGCAAAACGUUUAGAUAUAAGAGUCUUCACGAAACGGUCAAUAAAAGGAAAGUCGCCCGGAUUAAAAUCAAAGAGAAAGCUCAUCACACCAGCGUUUUUUCUCUUUCCUUAGCUUGGUUUGCAAAAGUUUCCUUCUAUCUAAUUUUCUCGAUGAGUUUUUGGACUUUUUAUAUUCGCUUUACCCGGCGAGGUUGCAAAAUGACCUUUCCCGCGAAUUUCAGUGGACUUUGUCAUGAGACUCGCCAUACAUUCGGAGUGGCUCUUCAUUUCUUGACUGCAUGCCCGUAAUCACACGCGCUUAAAUGAGGUGUAAAAACUGAAUUUCUGUGGAGACCGAAAAUUCAAGGUUUGUUUUUACGCGAGUUAAUUAUACUCAAAAAUAUAAAUAGAGUAUGCAGUAUUUUCGGAUUUUGAUUAAAUUUGGCCAGAAUAUUUGUCCUAUGUUUACGCAAAAAAGGAUGUGAGGCUUUUACAAAGUCGGAAUAUUUUUCUGUGACGUCCUGGCGCAUGACAACAACCGAAAUAUUUCCUUCUUGCCAACUUGGAAAUAGACUUUCCUUGCAACCAAUUGGAAUAUCAAAGCUUCACAACCUUUGUUAGCCUGCUGGAUGAUACAGUCCAAUUUGUUUGGAUGUCGGCGGUUGCACAGAGGCUGGUAAUUCAGUUUGGAAAAUUCCGUCAGUUUUGUCUUUUUCAGACUCCUUUUCUGUAGUUGCUUAAAUUGAAGCUCUCUUGCGAGGUUUUCACCACUUUAAUUAUUUUAAUCUGCAGGUCCAAAUAUGAAUUAUAUCAUUAUAGAUUUAAGAAAAAAGUUUCAAUUAUUUUUCAAUUAUAUUAAAGAAUCAAGUUUUGCAGAUGGGUCAAACAUAAUUUGUGCAAGCCUUUUUAUUAACUCACGAGCAGACGGCGCUUAUUAUUAGUACUUCAAUACGAGCGUUUCUUUCGCAAGUAUUCUUGCACUGUUGAUAAAUGCCUAAUCCCUUACAAAACCCUCGCCGGCGCUCUUUGCUUAAAGCAUUUAACUUACUUGCGGGCAAAGCAACGCUUGUGACAAGGGCAAAUAAUGAGGGCCUGCUCGCAGGCUACCUUUUUAAGGAGGUGUAAUUUUCGGCUGGAGCUGAAAAAAAAAGAACUGAAAGACUUACUGACUGACCGACUGACAGAUUCAAACCAAUUGGCUGCCGCUAUAUAUUUCUGAAAUAUUAUUUUAUGCAAUUGUAGGCCUCAAUUUUACAUGGCUGUGCGGAGAAGAGUCACCUCUGGAUCUUAAUGUUUCAGAUAAAGCAGGAUGUGGUUAUAGUGCUGAUGAUAAAGAAUCUGUUGGACAUGAACUUAGAGUUAACAACAGUCUUAUGUCAGAAAACACCUCAUACUUCAUAACAGUUUUGGUUACAAAGGAUGAAAGGCAAGCUGUGUACACUCAGGAAGUAUUUAUUGUUCCUGGUGAUCCACCAGAAGUGCAGAUUAGGUAUGUGAAACGUAAGCAACCAGGCAGGCACUUGAAAUUUACCUGUGCAUUUAAUUUUCCAUGUGAUCAAAACAUGCUUGAAUACAUUGCGAUAACUUCAAGCGUUCGUUUGACUUUUCAUUUGACUUUUUCCUUGGCAAUUUUUUCCAAAGAAGAUAACAUAAAGAGUCAACACUGGGAUUGUGCUUUAAAUAAUUCCAACGUGGCUGACUAACUUGGAAGAAUGUAAGAGAAUGUACAGCUGCAUGGAAACAACAAAAAUGCUUCAAAAGAGCGAAUGGAUUUAAUUUUGGACGAAAUAAACAAUAGCCACUGAGAGAGAUGGCUAUUAGUGUAGGUUCUAUCUUAGAUAUCAUCCCUUUCAAAGUAUAGGAUUGACUUUUAUGAUUUAAGAAAAUGUGUCUGUCUUAAUUUAAGUACUUGAAUGGCCUGCAGGUGUGUUGAAAACUGCGCUACUAACCUGAACCCAUCCGGGAGAAUGGCUUUACAAGGCAUAUGUACAGGUGUCUCAUGCCAUAGUGACCUUAUCUUCAAGUGGACAGUUUUGAAAGAUUUGAACAACUCUUCAAACAGUUAUCAGUGGAGUGAGGUUUCAGAAAUACAGGAGUUGAUAACUACUCGAGUUUCAUCAAAAUCUCUCGUCACUAGGUCAGGAGUGCUGAAACCUGAUACCAGGUAUAAGUUUGUAUUGACUGCACAACGACCAGGUGGAUACCGCGGGUAUUCCGAGCACCAAGUGACCUCUAACAGUCCGCCUGUUGGAGGGGUGUGCAAUGUAAGCCAAACUUCUGGAGUCGCUCUCAUAACAGAGUUUACUUUUGCUUGUGAUAAUUGGCAGGAUCCAGACUUACAGUUGCGGUAUGAAUUUAUUUACCUCGCAGAUAAUAAUCUUCUUAACGUGGCAUACAAGGGAAUAAAAACUAAUAUAACAACCAAACUUCCUGCUGGAGAGAGGAAAAAUAACUUUACUAUCGACUUUCGAGUGCGAGUGACCAACAUGUGGGAAGUAUUCACUGAAGUUAAGACUCCCGUGCAGGUAAGAAACGGAACUGCGUAAGAAACAGUCUCGCAUAUUCAUCACUUUCUUUUCUGUGCCACCAUGAUUUCGAUUUCAGUCAACAUUGUUUAUCAUAAUAAAACAUAGCUCAUGUAAACUAUCUGUUGACUAUUGUAUUUAUUUUGAUUUUAGGUCUUGGAACCCAGCAUUAAACAAGCAAACCUCUUAGACAUUGUCAAAAACCUCACAAGCGGGGAUGAGAGUGAGCUUAAUUAUUUGAUUCAGUCGGGUGACGUGUCUCGUGCGCUUCAAUUGACGGCGGCAGCCAUUUCGGUCGUUGAUGUCAUUGCGCUUGCGAAAACGAAAGAAAGUCAGGACCCUGAGUUGACAGAGAAACGGAUUAUGGUAAAGAUUUACUUUCAUGAACCACUUCUAGGCAGACUCUCUGUCUGAAAAUUUCAAAAUAACCUUUUUCUGGAGGUUCAACUAUGUGAAAUGUAAUUAACUUACUUACAAGAGGGGCUUGAUUAAGGCGCAUCCUUGCCAGCCUGGGUUAGAGUUCUAUUUAAAGCUGGGCUUGGUUUGCUAGACGAACAUUUCGCUUGCAUAUAGUCACCCUUCACCAAUGUUUUAAAGCUUGUAAUGUAAAGCUUGUAACAUUUGUUGGUUACGUUAUCCUUCCUUGGUUGUUGUUUCAAAUAUUUUUGUGAAGACUCUAUAGCACGACGUAUUGCAUUCCAGAAAGUGGCAAUUGCUUAUGUAGCUCUCUUUCUCAAUUUCUUUCACCCUAUCGAGAUACCUUCAUAACUGAGUGGUUUCGCAUCUAUUAGGAACAUUAUCAUCUGUUUUUUUUUUGUUUUUCCCGAACGUUUUUAACUUGUAACCUCACCUCUUGUCUUUUUUCAAUUGAUGCAGAUUAAAUCAAACAUCAUACAGUUGAUAUCAGCCAUCCAGGUUGAUACUGUCGUUAGAGUCCAGCAGGUGUCAAACGUGAUUGCCUUUGCCAGCUCGGUCAUCGGCGAGGUUAACGUCGAAGCGCAGGUAAUCUAAUAACCAGACCGCAAUGGUUUGGUAUCAAACGAGGAUCACGUUAUUAGCUAAAAGGAAGAAAUGGGUAAAUAUUCUGGUCUUUUUUUUUUUUUUUCGAGCAGAGAGAUGCAACGAAUGCGCUUGAAAAGAUGACUUCAGUAUUGAAGAAAGAGAGUGCAGCCAGGGAAAGUUACGACUCGCUUUUUGAUGGCGCAAAAAGUCUUGUGACUGGUCUCGGUAGCUUGCUUAGGGUAGUGUCAUAUGAAGCUAGUGUAUACGAUUCGCAUUCGCAGAAGAAGUCUAACAUCAAAGCCAGCUUCAUAACUACAGAUAAACAUAUCUCACGUAAAAGCUGGAGGUUAGCAUUCAGGUCAAGAACUUCCUAUUCACGGGCAAGAAUGAGCGAAAGAGACGCUUCUGAAGCCCAGCUGCAGGUAAAGAAGCGUUCAGAAUUACGUGUUCAAAACCUAAAUUAUUGGAGGAUUUUAUUCUGAAUGUCUUUUUUUACUUUAAAUGUUUGGUAAUGGAGACAUUUAAAGGGUCUUUAAAGAUAAACUUGUCGUACCUCGAAAAGUAGUGCUCAAAUCCUGAUUGUUGUUUUGAUGCUAAAAUUACAGCAAUUGGACCGGAACCAAGCGUAACCAAGAAACAAAAUUAAAGUAGCUGUUAUAAGCCAUAAAUGCUGAUGCCAGCGUCUCCUGUUUUAUGGAUGUUUUUUGUUUUAGGCUCGAAUCCGUGUUGAGAGUAUACUCCAGUCUUUAAAGGAGAUCGGAAGUAUCAUCUUGUCCCAAACUCUUGUUGGUGAGGAGCCGAAAAAUAUUGCAGCCCGGACCAUGUCUCUGUUAGUGUUGCGAGAGGAGCCCAAGUUGCUCGCUGGGACUGUUUUGACAAACAAGGGAAACAGUUUUCAGCUUACUUCAUUGCCCAUCCAUUUGGCUAAUGUUACCCAGUUUGUAGAUAGCCAGGUAGGUACAAAAACUGUUGGAUUGCGCAGCACAUAACUUCUUGGUAAAUAUUGCACCGCUAUUGAUGUUGAAGAACACGCCGUGUAUAUACCUUUGUAUGGCGCGCCAUGUGUAGCAAAAUUACUGACGUGGUCCUCAGAGGAUUAUUACGACAUUUAUACCUAUCCGCUGUGAAGUAUUAUGUCAUUCGUGGCGGAUUUUUAUUAAGUAUAAUAAUUAUCCGCUGUGAAGUACAAUGUCGUUCGUCAUUAAGUUUAGUAAUAAUGCGCUUCGAAACGGAUUGUUAUGGAAAUGAAAUAGGACACUGAUAUGAAAUGAGAUUUAGAAAUGAAUAGCCAUCCCUUCCGAUACACCACUGUUUAGUGGAAUGGAAAAGAAUUGUCUUAUUCGGCCGGUCUGUGUAAUAAAUGUUCCUUUUCUCGACCUUUCUCGUGUACGCUACUUUUGAAGGAAACUAGUCCAUUCUCUAGUUAGAUAGAAAGGUUAUUAAAUGUAGAAAUCAAGUUGUCUCCUGUAACGAGAGGCACCGGUAAAAAGUAAAGUGACUGCAUGCCACUCCGUUGAAUAAUGCAUACCACUCCGUUGAAUAAGCUUGUAACAAACGUGAUUUUAUUUAUUAAAUUGCCCCUUUUCGACAAUCGCAGAAAUUAUAUCAACUUGCAAUUAUCGUAAACUGUAAUCUUUUUUUUUGCGGAGUGGUUGUUGAAAAUGAAUAUAGAGAUAUCUUGCUUGAGUGACGAGGGUUCAUGGUUGGCUCAGCUUUCAAGGUUUACUUUUUCAUGACAUUAUAGGAAAGUUUACGAUGACUGAAAGAAGCUCUAUUUUUCGUACCCACACUUGACUCCCAUACCUUUGAGUUUAUUAAAGUAGUGCUAAAUUCAGUUUCUUCAUAGCAAAACUUACCGUCACAAAGCUUGGAACCUUGGACCUUGUUAGGAACCUGUAGGAAUAUUUUUAAUCUUUCGAUCCACCUAUAGCUGAAUUGACCGUGGGAAGUUGGAUAGUGAUCUGUUGCGCUUUUUCAAGCCGUGAAUCUUUAGUUAAAUCUGCAGAGAGACUGAAAAAACGACAAAUAUUUUUGGUAGUUGGUUUUCAACAGACUGCUUUGAAAGCGGUUUACAGUUACAAAUGUUCUUUUCUCCUUCUGCAGAUGGUAACAACAGACUUUACACCUUUUUCUUGGGACUCCUCUGGUUCGAGAGUGACGACUGCAGUUUCAAGCCUUGAACUUAAGAACAGUUCUGAGUAUCCCCUGAAUACGACAGCACUCACAUCCCCGGUUACCAUAAGACUUCAAAACCUCCGGAAAUUCACAAACGCUUCUCAGUUUCAUUUCGUUGGAGCCAACAGAACUGUUUUCUACAAGGUAAAUGUCAACCAAACUGGGAUGUCCUUGAUGUUAAAGAUUCGUCCGGAAAGCAAUGAGACAAAAUUUUUUGUGGCUGUUAAGUAUGGAGAGCGCUCUUCUGUAAGUAACAGUGACUUGAAUUUAACAAUACCCGACCUUUCGUCUUGCGAUAAAAUUCCAGAUGGUUAUGUCAACUGUUCACGGGAUCCUUACAUAGUCUUCAUGAACCAGGAAUUUGUAGAGAGCAAAGGUCUUGGUUAUUACUUCAUUAGUCUAACAACCGUUUCAAGAAUUUCUGAGAUCUCUCGAGUUAGACGCUGCUCAAAGCAAUCAUGUGUGCAGUACAAAGAACCGCCCACCAAUGGUGCAAGUUUCAGUGUACCUCAGUAUCGGGAAGGUGAUGAAAAUUACUCCAUACAAGUGAUACCGGCUGCUUGUCUGUACUGGAACACGGAAAUAUCGCAGUGGACGUCUGACGGAUGCAAGGUGAAAUAUGAGAAGUAAUGAUAACCUUAGCCGUAAACUGUGAACUACGCGACGUAAUAUUUCCUUAGUAAACCCCUUCAUGCAUCUGGUAUGUCUGCUGAGAAUGUUCGGGGCUGAGAAUGUCCCAAAAAUAAGGAUUUGGCCAAGAAGCAUAGCUUCGAGAGCACUUGUGAAAUUUGAGGAAAAUCUCUCAGCCAAGGACAUUAUUAGCCGACAUGCCAGAAACCUGAACGGGGUUUAUUUAUUUGAUAACCCUCCUAUUAAUUUUUAGAUCGUGCGUUGACAGCAGAUUUUGUUUACCUUUAGUACUUUCCGGGGCGGCAUUUGAGAUUAGCUUUCUAAAGUCACUAUCCCUGGACCCGACCAAACGAGUUCCAUGUAAAGUAAUAACGAUGAAAGGGUGAAACUCUUACAUCGUUUUUUUUUUCCGCUGACUUUGUUUCUUUUCGACGGAAGUAGUCGGAGGACAAAUAUCGAAGUAACUUGGGGUUAUUGCGUGAUGCUGACCGGUGAUAAAAUUGCGCGAAAAUUGAUGGGUGGGUUUAGUAUUGUUUAAACACGUUUUUACGAUUAUUUUAGUUAUUGCUUUAGCUUUUCACUUUACUCUUAAAUUUCCCACGGAGCUUGCAACAUAUGAUGAUACAGUGGCCAUAAGACUAGUGACUCUUAGAUCGUUGCCUCUAUCAAUGGCUCCUUAAUUUCAUGUUAUAUAGCUUGCUCCCCUUUAUUUUCCUCCCACCAGCAAGUUCACCUUUACUUGGAAUUAACACCAAAAUCUAACUGUUGAUGGAAACUGUUUCAUUGCAGGUAAGCGAAGUGACAACUCAAGAUUAUAUCCAUUGCUCUUGUAAUCACCUGAGUGCUUUUGGAGGUCAGUUACUUGUGGCGCCCACUCCCAUCGAUUUUGAUAAGGUUUUCACAGAGCUAGUUCGCUUACCGGAUAGUGGAAACUUAGCUGUUAUAAUAACAGUUGGCUGUGUAUUUGGUCUCUAUCUGGGAAUGCUGCUAUGGGCUAGACGAAAUGACAAACUUGAUCUCGCGAAGGUAAAAAUGUAAUUUCUAAUUAUUACCAAUAUGUGCGGCCAAAAAGACAACUGGCCUCUGUCUAACUCGCGCUCAGUGAGCCUUGAAUGACUGAUUGCAAGCUCCUAAUACCCUCAUCAGUCGCACAGCUGAUUGGUUCUUUCAUUGCUACCCGACGAAUUUUGCUUAACGAGAGUAAGCUUAGCCAGAUCUUCUCUGAUCGUUAGGCGAAGUAAUGACAGAAAUUGGCUAUCAAAACUCAAAUUCGAAGGAAAAUGUUCAAGCUGAAAAUGCUAACUGAGCCAUUUCUUGGGGGAUCAAAAGAAAUGGUGCGAGAAAUGAAAGCAGAAAGGUGACUUCGGUUGUGUGACGCGGAAAUGCUAUAUGGAAUGCUGUUGAAAUCAUUGGUAGUUAAUUUCAGCUUCGGCAGAGCGACUAUAAACACUUUACACAGAGCCUAUUUGUCACUUAAAGUAAAUUUUUGAAAUCAAGUGGAAGCUAUAUGUAGUAAAGGUGAACCCUAAACCCACGUAUAAGGUUUGUUGAUAGUGGUCGGACAUAUAGCUUAUUAGCACUCUUAAAUGACGGUCGCAGAUAAAAGUGAUGCCCUUUAAAAAGUCAUUUUAUUCCAUUAUAGUUACAGGUUGUGUCCAUUUUGAACAUACUUACACCCGUUCUCCUUUCUCCCCUUGAAGGUGGGCGAGAGGGCACUCAUAGGAGUACCCGUACCUUGGUAUCACUUCGUCGAGGUUCAAGUAUUUACGGGCAUCUGGCGAAACUCGGGAACCACUGCCAACGUUUUUGUUGUACUGGAGGGAGAGUUAGGUACCAGUCGACCGUACCAUUUGAAGCACCAUUCGUGCAUUCCUUUUGCAAGAGGGAGUAUUAUUUCUUUCGUUAUUUCCAUUCCUGUUAACAUUGGCACCAUAAAAACCGUUCGAGUAUGGCAUGACAACGAGGGCACCAGUCCAUCAUGGUUUUUGAGUCAGAUCAAGGUUAGCGAUCUCUUCAGUAAGAUACAAAGGAACUUUGUAUGUUUUACGUGGCUGGCAGUUAAUAAAGGUGAUGGAUUAAUAGAUCGUACCUUUCGUUUCACAACAGCGGAUGACAGAGGAAUUGAUUUUUCCUCGUAUGUUCGGAACAGAAUUGCUGAAGAAGUCAGUGAUUUACAUUUAUGGUUUUCUGUCGCUGCAAGACCACCAAGAUAUCGAUUUAGUCGCGUGCAACGUUUAUCUUGUUGUCUAGUAUUAAUGCUGACAAUUAUGCUAACUAGUGCGAUGUUUUACGAACAUAGAACAGCGAUGGACGACACACAGGGAACGCUAAGGUUGGGCCGUUUUGUUGUAAACUUCAGAGAAUUCAUCAUUGGAGUGGAGAGCCUUAUGGUUGUAUUUCCUGCCUACAUUUUGACCGUGCAACUUUUUGCUCGUACUCGAUCCUCGAAUGAGAAUAAGCAAAUGGCUCUCAAAACCAACGCAAGGACGAAAUUUAGCGAGAUAAAACGCGAGUUUUCUUUUCCACGCUGGUUUAUUUACGUUCCUUGGCUCUUGUGUUUCCUCCUCUCGACUUGUGCGGCGGCUUUUGUUAUCUUCUACAGUCUACAAUGGGGUGCAAAUACAAGUGAGCAGUGGCUUAUUUCGGUUUCAAUGUCAAUUUUGUUGGACUUAUUUGUAACGGAACCAGCGAAAAUCAUCGUCGUUGCUUUUAUACUGCCUCAUCUUUUCAAAAGUACAUGUGAAAGGUCCACCUGGAUUUCUAGCCCUGUAGACACAGAGGUUAGUCUCGAAGAUAUUAGAGUUGGUGGACUAGACUAUGAUGAGGUCGAAAAAGAAGAACUUAAAACACCAAAGCCCUUAACGAAGAGAAAAUUACGUCGCGUAAGGGCUGCUCGAAUGAGGGAAAUGUAUAUGUAUACAGCUCUUCGGAAUAUAGUAUCGUACUUACUGUACUUGUUAAUUUUACUUAUUGUUUGUUACGGUGGACGUAGCAAGCAUGGAUACAUGAUGACAUCUUCCAUGAAGAACACAUUUGGAGAGCUUAAUACGGUACGUAAAUUACUUCUCAUUAUAGGCUAAUCCUCUCGUUUCAGACCAGUUUACUUUAGUAAGAAUGGAUACUUUUAACUUAUAAUGUUAACAGAAAUUUGCAAAGGCUUGUUUGUCGAAGGUGUCGGUGACUUUACGGGCCUGAGGUCAUAAUUUCAAUCUAAAUCUAGGAGCCAGAGUUGCGAGUCUUGACUUGAACAACCAAAACAUUUAGUUUCAUUUCCUGACUGACUGAUUCUCGAACCUAUCCGUACCUCGAUCUUGAAUGUGAACGAGACCAACAAAAAUCAACUUUUUGGGGACAAGUAAUUCCCAAGACUUUCGAGAAACGGUUCCGUGAAGUUUAUUUAAGGAAACUAUCGAAGUAGUUAGAAAAAAAAAGCUAUCAAAGCUACUUUUAAAUAGACAAGUUUCUGUCAACGUAUUUUCGUAGUUGCUAGGAACUGGUUUUCUAUGGCAAAGGUAUAGCUGCAUGGAUGUGUGUCAGCUCGGCUUCAAAUCGCCAAUUUAGACCGGCGCGCUAGGUACAUGGGCACAUGAUAGAAUCCCUGAUAAAGGUUAAAAUUCAAUCUAGUAUUUCCAUUCCCCGGCAAAAGAGCGAAGAAAGUUUUAAAUUUUAAGGAGAAAUCUCGAAAGUACUUUUUGUCGUAUCAAACAAAGCAAGGGAAAUUGCUUUUGUUUGACGUCAGCUAUGCGUUGAUAAUCUGAUAGAUCACAAGCAACAACCAUUUACGGUCGCCGAAUAUUCAGUCAACUGUAUGAAUAUUUCUUUGAAUAAAAGGGGUAAGUUUCUAAAGAAACUGUGAUGCUGCGUCGGUGAGAGAGUAUAAAAGGUUAAUUAAGUAUUAUCGACUUAAUUCCGUGAAUAUUUAUUUGUUUAGUUACUAAUUUAUUUAUUCAUCACGCCGAACAUUUAGAUCUCAAAUCACUUCAACACGUGGAACUGGUUACGUGACGUUUUGGUACCCGGGCUUUUUGAAGACGGAAAAGAUGUUACCUCAAAUAGUUCCAGGCUCUACAUUGGAGACGGCGACGCUGUCCUCGUUGGGAUGCCUCGUCUUAGGCAGCUACGAGUCAAAGAAGGUAUUUUGAAGGAAGUGUUUAAACGAAGACCAAACAAAAUUGCUCCCUGAAUUUAUCUCGUCGACAAACUGGUUUCAGUUCAGUUUAUAUAAGCUUUAUAGCAGUUUAUAUAAGCGCUCUUACUUCAAAUUUUGAGUGGAGUAAAAAAAACUCGUGGAAACUAUAUUCGACUUGACGAAAAGCAGAUCACUUUGAAUAACUGUCAACGUGAAUUGCUGGGUGUGCCAAUGAUUAUGAGCUUGAUUUGAAUAAUUUAUAAAAGAAUUAGUAUAUUUAAAAUUUCGGGUAACCUGCACAGAAAAAUUGUGCUUCAUGAAGAUUAUGCAAAAUCAUUUCAUUUCAUUAGGCAGCUUCCAUCGAGGAGAGAAAAUGAAAACCUCAAUCAUUAGUCCUCAAUUUAUGAAUUAAUUAGCAUCUCAUGCACACGAUAUCUCUAUCACAAAGAUGAAACAAUAAACACUAUGGUCUUUUUCCACUUUAAGGUUCUUGUGAUGUCAGCAUAGAGGAAUUGACAACCCCACUCAACUCUUGCGUGGCUACAUAUACAUUUACUAACGAGGACAAAACCAGCUCCCUUGGAAAAAAAUGGCGUUUGUCUUCCUCAUUUAGGAAUGAGUCACUCGUUAGUCUUCCUCAGGUCUGUCCAAGUGCUUGGCAUUAUUCUUCAGCCCAGCAAACACUAAAUCUUCCCUUAUGGGGAAAACUUCAUCUGUUUAAUUUUUAUGGUGAAGGAGGUUACCUGGCCGAGUUGGGCUAUGACAAAACUACAGCACUGAACGUCAUCUCUGAACUAAACCUGUUUGACUGGAUUGACAGAUUUACCAGUGCAUUAAUUUUUGAGUGCGCAGUUUUUAACUCUCAGGUAAAUUUGUUCAGUGUGAUUUGGAUCCUGAUUGAGUUUUCGCCAAGUGGUCUCGUGGUUUCUAAUCACGUGAUUCAUACUAUGCACAUAUAUGACAUUGGUGGGGGCUACAGUACUGUAACCAUAACCUGUCAAUUGUUACUAGUGGUUUAUAUCAUAUACUUUGUUAUCAAGGAAACGAGGAAGAUGAUCGUGGGAAUUCGACUGUAUUUCUCACGUUUUAUCAAUUGGGUGGAAAUCCUCCAGACUAUAUCAGUCAUUUUCUUUCUAAUUGCUCACAUUAUGAAAGAAACAAAGCUCUUUGCUACCACAGCUGAACUUGAGAAAAACACAUUUCAAUUUAUCAGCUUCGAUUGGGGAGUUCUUCUACAAGACUUAGAAACGGUAUUUUUAUCGUUACUGAUGUUCUUGAACACUUUGAAGUUGCUGUAUUUGCUCAAAUUCAAUCCCCGUGUGAGGCACUUAUUCCAUGUAAUGAAGGGAUCUGCUCGGGAACUCGUUCACUGCUCAAUUGUAUUCGCUGUGUUCAUAUUUGGAUGUAUCCAUGUAGGAUAUAUUCUAUUUGGGAGAGAACUUUACUCCUUUUCUUCGCCUUUCCUCAUUCUACAGUCUCUUCUAGUCGAAGGAGUCGUUGGUGGCGGAGUGGACUAUUUUAACGAUUGUUGCACAGUCAUUGGCCCCGUUUACUUUACAGCGUUAAAAUUAGGACUUAAUCUCAUAUGCAUAAAUAUUUUCGUUUCUGUUCUUGUUUAUAAUUAUGGCCGCAUCAAGGAACUCUCCAGAGGAGAAUUUGGUCUUGGACACUUCGUGAUAAUGAAAACGAGAGAACUACUAGGCUGCGUGGGCGACCCCUUAAGGGCGAAUGAAGAAAAAUCUGCGUAUGAUUUACCGAACACGGAGAUUGAGGAAGAUAUUCUACCUGAGGCAGCUGAGAUAUUGGCAAGGUUGGAUCGGAUUAAUCAUCUUUUAAAUGUUCACUAUGCCGAAGAAUUUUGUGAAGACCUUGAACUGUUUUCUUUGUGGUUUGAUCUCCACAUGCAAGCUAGGAAAUCCAAGGAUUUACAAGAAAACUGGUUCGAUUCAACAGAAAGUUUUGAGUCUGCUGAGGAGGAAGAUUAG
This is a messenger RNA of Pocillopora meandrina, 15113 nucleotides long. NCBI's taxonomy places the organism in Eukaryota, Metazoa, Cnidaria, Anthozoa, Scleractinia, Pocilloporidae. The record is from the annotation of a GenBank genome assembly.